AUGUCUCAUAAUGGUUCCGGGAAUGCCCCAACCCCAAUACUUCAGCGGGUUGGGCUCACUGGCGCUGCAGCGCGAUUUGCGCAACACUCAUACGGCGCUGACUACAUCGCAUUAGCCUUCCUAGUGAUAGGAUGGGUUUUAAUUCAACUGUUCGUGAACCCAUUUCAUCGCAUGUUUUCUCUAGAUAACAAAUCCAUCCAAUACCCAUUCGCUGUCCACGAACGAGUCCCUGUUUUGUGGUCUGUUAUCCUUGCCGGCGUUAUUCCUUUUCUCAUUAUACUAGCAUGGUCCGCGAUGCUUCGCGCUGGUGUGCAAAAGACGCAAGUGACGGUACUCGGCCUAUUCGUGGCUUUGAUGUUGACCUCACUAUUGACCGAUAUCAUAAAAAACUCAGUGGGAAGGCCACGUCCAGACUUGUUGUCGCGUUGCAAACCAGCUCGUGGUACGCCGAACAAUGCGCUGGUCGCAUGGACUGUUUGUACGGAAUCCAACCAGCACAUUCUACAAGAGGGAUGGCGGAGCUUUCCUAGUGGACACAGUAGCUUUUCCUUCGGUGGCCUAGGCUACCUAUCUAUGUUUCUUUGUGGUCAGAUGCACGUGUUCCGACCUCGGACUGAUCUUGGCCGCUGUCUGCUGGCAUUCUUCCCUCUUUUGUGUGCCCUGAUGAUCGCCAUCUCGAGAUUGGACGAUUAUAGACAUGACGUAUACGAUGUGACGUGUGGAGGGCUUUUAGGCAUGUCGAUUGCCUGGUUCUCGUACCGCCGCUACUAUCCGUCGCUGCGAUCAGUCUUCUGCGAUGUUCCCCACGACAAGGCUGAUCUUGCUGGACCAGACGGCUUUUCCAAACUGGAUGACGAGGAGCAGGCUCUCUCGCGGCCUUUUAUUUCACGCGCUGGCCCCUCAAACGAAGGCUAUCAGCUUCAGGAUACGAGCUCACCACGAUGA
Messenger RNA from Penicillium soppii, 945 nucleotides. RefSeq names its product phosphatase PAP2 family protein. Bases 1 to 945 code for a protein of 314 amino acids. Lineage: Eukaryota; Fungi; Ascomycota; Eurotiomycetes; Eurotiales; Aspergillaceae. Gene Ontology annotation, biological process: phospholipid metabolic process. The record is from RefSeq and is a predicted model, not a curated record. The transcript has 4 exons. Gene Ontology annotation, molecular function: phosphatidate phosphatase activity.